AUGGAGCCCGGGCUGUGGCUCCUCUUCGGGCUCACGGUGACCUCCGCCGCAGGACUGGUGCCUCGCCCCCAGCCUGGGGGCGCUGGCCGGAGCGGCGUGCCUGGCCGCCCCCCUGCAGCCAGCUCUGAGGGGGACAUCAAGGACACCGUGGCCACAACAGCUGUGCGGAGCCCGAGUCCCAGAAGCCCGGGGCAGGAGGGGGAGCCAGGGCGGUCUGGGGAGCCGGCGACCCGGGGGGGCCCUGUGCACCACCGAGCAAGGCGCUGCACGUGCUUCACCUACAAGGACAAGGAGUGUGUUUACUAUUGCCACCUGGACAUCAUCUGGAUCAACACUCCCGAACGGACUGUGCCCUAUGGACUGUCCAACUACAGAGGAAGCUUCCGGGCCCGGAGGUCUGCAGGGCCGUUCCCGCGGAGCCCACAGCCGUCCAAGCGGACACUGCGCUGCGCUUGUGUGCGGAGCCAGGACAGAGCCUGCCUGCACUUCUGUGCCCGCACCCUGGCUGUCAGCAGAAGCUCAGGGACAGCGAAGAAUCCUGAGAAGGAGGAGGAGCCAGCCGGCGGUGCCGACGGAGGCCUGCGUCCAAGGAGGUGA
This is a messenger RNA of Hyaena hyaena (striped hyena), 597 nucleotides long. RefSeq names its product endothelin 3 (gene EDN3). The coding region runs from base 1 to 597 and encodes 198 amino acids. Gene Ontology annotation, molecular function: endothelin B receptor binding; hormone activity. Gene Ontology annotation, cellular component: extracellular region. Lineage: Eukaryota; Metazoa; Chordata; Mammalia; Carnivora; Hyaenidae. Gene Ontology annotation, biological process: vein smooth muscle contraction; regulation of vasoconstriction; regulation of systemic arterial blood pressure by endothelin. The record is from RefSeq and is a predicted model, not a curated record. The transcript has 4 exons.